Dermacentor albipictus is the source of this 1951-nucleotide messenger RNA. Its product is annotated as protein NEDD1-like. Gene Ontology annotation, molecular function: gamma-tubulin binding. Gene Ontology annotation, biological process: microtubule nucleation; mitotic cell cycle. The record is from RefSeq and is a predicted model, not a curated record. Gene Ontology annotation, cellular component: pericentriolar material; centriole; spindle pole. Lineage: Eukaryota; Metazoa; Arthropoda; Arachnida; Ixodida; Ixodidae.
GCGGCUGCUCGGUUUGUCAGUCGUUCGACGCUAACGUGGAACGAGGCUGAACGCGGUACUUAAAGCACGGGAGUAUAUGUUUGCUCUACCGCCUUCGGUCUGCCACGAUGUUCGCCACUGCCGGUGAAGACGUCCUGCUUUGGUCCUGCUCGACGCUGCAACCAUGCUUGCGUUUCGACGUUGACAAGUCUCGGACGGUUUCGAGCGUCUCGUGGUCAGCUGACGGGCGGCGACUGGCCUCUAUCUCACAAUUGUGCCAAUUUGUCCACGUCACGGAGUUCUCCACAAGUAGGCACAGGCAUGUGCAGAUUGAUGUUGAGGGCGCAUGUGUGUGUUCUCAGUUCAGCCACCAGGACUGCCACAGCAUGUGUGUUGGUCUGCUGGACGGCACUGUGCAGCUCCUGAAGAAUGGCAGGACCUCCUACUCCUACCAGCCACACAAGGAGAAGGUGACGCGCAUCGCGUUCAGCAGCAAUGAUGGCUUUGUGGCGAGCGGGGCAUAUGAUGGCAGCGUGGCCCUGCUGUCGGCGGACAUCAGGAACACCAAGAUGCUCAAUGAGCCAACUGGAAGGGCAGUGGUCGGGUUGCAGUGGUCACCGCACAGUUGUUUCAAGCUGGUGACCACUUCGACGGAUGGCUUCCUCUACAUCUGGGACACAAGCACCAGGCGCUUGAAGAACCGGUACUGCCUGCAUCCCGAGCGAGGCGCCAGUGGCCUGUCGCUCUCGCCUGUCAAUGAAUCGCUGGUGGUCACGGUCGGUCACGACAGCCGCCUAGUCCUGUUCGACAUGCUCACGGCCAGUGAGCAGGCGUUCGUGCUCACGCCAGAGCCCCUGGAGUCGGUGGCAUUCCUGCCGGAUGGCCAGCGAGUGGUAGGCGGGGCCACGUCGGGGCGGGUUUACCUGUACGACCUGCGGAACACAAGACAGACGCCACCCAGUGUUCUUGGCAACCACCUCAAGCCUGUCACGGCCAUAGCCGCCAUGCACAGUGUACAGGCAGAGCAGCAGAUGAUGGCGUUCGUGAGCGCUAUUGCUGCCAAUGGAGAAGGUGUAUCUGCUGCCAGCAGUGUUCAAUUGCAGCGCGAACUUCCAGUCCGGUUUUCCCUGGGCUCUGAUGCGGAGGCUGCUGGUGAUCUUGUGAUGGCUUCGACACCAAAUGGUGAUGUGCCGACCACCCAGAUUCACCUUGACCCUGGCCAAUCUGGCAGGUUACCAACCAGCCCCAAAGAUGCUGCCAACAUGGCUCUCUCACCUGGUGACGUGUUCCAGGAGGGGGCAGAAUCUCGCAUCCUGGAUGCUUCGUGGGUUUCUGCACACAACUCGAGCACCAGUCCCCGUCGUCGUUCUUUUCGCCUCAGUGACUUCAUGCCGGUACUGAACGAUUCAUUGCCAAGCUCCGAGACGGGGAGCACCUCUGUGACGAGGUUGUCAGUGCGAUCGGCACCUCAGGAGAAGAGCCAGGCAGCAGCCACACUUCCAGGGUUGCCCCACGUGAAUGGCACCCAGGGUCCAACGCACAAUGGUCACCCAACAAACCGGGAUGCUUCUUCGGCAUCGAGCAACUCCGUGCCAUCAAUGCCGGAAGAGCCCUCGCAAAACAUGCAGGACGUCGAGAGGCAGCCCUACGAUCCCACACUGGCCGCUCGCGUGCGCCAUCUGGAAAACAUGCUGGAAAACCACACACGGGACACGGAAAACCUGUUGGCCGAGCAGACGCGCCACAUUGACGCACACCUGCGUCACAUCCACAUCCAAGUGACCCUGAUGCAGCACUCGUUCAUGCGGGACAUACAAGGAAUGCUCCAGCAGGUCUUCGAUGAAGUGGCAGCACUGCGAGCCGACAUAGCAGAACUGCGCAAUGACGUUUAGUGCAGCCAGCGCCCUUGUAUAUAGUUUAUUUUUUUACCGUUUAAUGUUUUACUUGUUUGUAUUAAAGAUGUAUAUUUAAA